Molecule: messenger RNA, 2959 nt
Organism: Ricinus communis (castor bean)
Lineage: Eukaryota; Viridiplantae; Streptophyta; Magnoliopsida; Malpighiales; Euphorbiaceae
Product: protein NRT1/ PTR FAMILY 2.11
Exons: 4
Coding region: 4-1773 (589 amino acids)
Biological process (GO): transmembrane transport
Cellular component (GO): plasma membrane
Molecular function (GO): transmembrane transporter activity
Source: RefSeq, a predicted model, not a curated record
UCUAUGGAGGGCAAGGAGGAAAGAACAUCACGUAGCAAUGAGGAUAUCAUAAACUAUAGAGGAGUUAAGGCCAUGCCAUUUAUCAUUGGAAAUGAGGCUUUUGAGAAGUUAGGAGCAAUUGGCACUCUAUCAAACAUAAUGGUGUAUCUCACUACUUUUUUUAACAUGAAAAUCAUUACAGCUACUUUGCUUAUUAAUAUCUUCAAUGGUACCUCAAAUGUAGCACCAUUGGUGGGUGCUUUCUUAUCUGAUUCCUACUUUGGACACUAUAAGACUCUUGCCUCUGCUUCCAUUUGUUCCCUUUUGGGAAUGAUGAUACUAACUCUCACAGCAGCCAUCUCCAAUUUGCACCCACCAAAAUGUGCAGCAAUGGAGAGCGGUACAUGCAUUGGACCCUCAAAUUGGCAAAUGCUUUUUUUACUAAGUGGAUUCGGAUUCUUAACCAUUGGAGCUGGAGGUAUUCGACCUUGUAAUCUAGCCUUUGGAGCUGAACAGUUCGAUCCAAAUAUUGAAUCUGGUAAGCAAGGCAUCCGUAGCUUCUUCAAUUGGUACUACUUCACCUUCACAUUCGCCAUGAUGAUAUCUGCAACCUUCGUUGUCUAUAUCCAAUCAAACGUGAAUUGGGCUGUUGGAUUGGCGAUUCCUGCAUGUUUAAUGUUCAUGUCUUGUGCACUUUUCUUCUUCGGUUCAAAACUUUAUGUCAAAGUGAAGCCUAAGGGAAGCCCCAUAACUAGUGUGGUUCAAGUUCUUGUUGCUGCUAUUAGGAAGAGGAGGUUAAGCCCACCUCACAACCCUCGUUUUUGCCUCUUUGAUUACAUGCCAAUCGAUUCUCUCAACACCAGGCUUCUCUACACAAAUCAAUUCAGGUGGCUCGAGAAGUCCGCUAUCGUGACUUGCGAAGACCAAACCAAGUCUAACGGAUCAGCUGCCAAUCCAUGGAAACUUUGCAGCAUACAGCAAGUGGAAGAAGCGAAAUGUGUACUAAGAGUAAUUCCUAUAUGGGCAUCAGCCAUAAUUUAUUUUGCCGCUAUUGUUCAACAACAAACUUAUGUUGUUUUUCAGGCACUUCAAUCAGACAGAAGACUUGGCAAUAACGGCUUCAAAGUGCCUGCCGCCUCGUUUAUAAUCUUUUCCAUGCUAACCCUUACAAUAUGGAUUCCCAUCUAUGACCGAAUUUUGAUGCCCUUGCUCCGAAAACUCACUGGAAACGAAGGUGGAAUAACACUUCUACAAAGAAUGGGAAUUGGAAUCGUUCUCUCGAUUCUUACAAUGCUUGUUUCUGCUUUAGUUGAAGAGAGAAGAAGGCAUUUUGCUCUUACAAGAGCAACACUAGGCGUGGCACCUAAAGGAGGAGCUAUAUCAUCUAUGUCCGCUUUAUGGCUAGUCCCUCAACUAGCACUUGCAGGGGUAGCUGAGACAUUCAGUACCAUUGGGCAGGUCGAGUUCUAUUACAGGCAGUUUCCUGAAAAUAUGAGAAGCAUAGCUGGCUCCUUCCUCUUUCUUGGUUUAGCAGGUUCAAGUUAUCUAAGUGGGUUCCUUAUCUCAAUAGUUCACCAUGUCACAGCAAGAUCUCAACAUGGGGAUUGGUUGGCAGAGGAUCUUAACAAAGGGAAAUUGGAUUGCUUUUAUUACAUGAUUGCUGCUUUAGGGUUUCUCAACUUUUGCUACUUUCUGGUGUUUGCCAAGUGGUAUAGAUACAAAGAUAAUAAUAUCGCAAGCACUAGUGAGUUCAGCAUGGAAGGAAAGCAACCUGAGAAGCAUAUUUAUACUUAAACUCAUGCUCAUACUUCCGUAAAUUGCAUAAACUAGAACAUGAUAUAUAUAGCAAGGAAGCAUUGUCAACAAUUAUAUAUGUAUAUAUAUAUGUAGACGCAUACGUACCUGUUGCUUAAAUAUAUAUGAUAUUAAAUGAAUUGGUAUUGAGACUCGCCAACUCCCUGACAGUAUGACUUUAACAGAGAUAAAUUGAGUAAUUUAAGUUUUCUUUCCUUUUUGAUGCAAACCAAAGAAACACCCAUCUUCUAACUUCCUGUUUCACUUUUUUCCAUCCGUUUCCUCGAAUCCAAGAGUGAUGCAAUUUAUGUUACAUGCUGAUCGUAAUGUUUCUCAUUGUAGUUGUAGGUUGUAAUUAUUUUCAAACUUUUUAAAAUAUCAAGUAAAAGCAUUUAAGAAAUGCAGGUCAACUCAACUAAACUUGACAGUCUUGAAACUUAUAUAUACAUAAAUGUUUAGCUCCAAUUUUCUUCUUUUAAUUUUUUUCUUUUUUCAAAUAUUGUAGCUGCUAUAGAUUUCUAAAACUUAUAUUCUAGAUUUCCAGCUACUAAAUAUUUGUGACCAACCCGAUAAACAUUUCUUUAUACCAUCUUCUUUAAAACCGUUGUUAGAGAGCAAUUUUUUUUUUUUUUUUUUUUUUGUUUCUAAGAAUUAUAAAAGUUCAGGAAGAAGAAGUGGUUCAACGGAAUGAAGGAGAAAUUGGAUAGGGUGGGUGGUGGGCUCUGAAUCGAAAUAAGGAAAAAGAGAAUGGAUGGUGAUUUGAGCAAUUUUAGGAAAAAUAAUGACAUGGUUUCUUCCUCUUAUAUAUGGUUCUCCCACUGAAAAAUGAGAGAAUACCGUGUGUAAUUCGUUUCUAUUUCCAACUUAUGAAGAAAAAUUACAACUGAUUCUAGUCAGAUUACAUUGGAGUUACAGAAAUUAAGAGUAAUAAGAUAUGGAAGAAACAAAUCUUCCCAUGUGGAAGUGUUAAUUUGUUCAUUACUGAUUAAAUUGUUAAAUAAACAAAAAGUUGGGAAUUUCAAAACCAAAUAUAUUAAAUAAUAUAACUCAUGGAAAGAGGGAGACUUGUAAAGCUGUUUUGUCAAGGAACCGGAGAGUUCAUUAAGAUCAAAAGGCCAAAGCCAUGCCAAUCUAAAGUUUGUCUAUGGCUUGCUUGUUAAUAGCAAUUGCAAUCUCUUUCUGGCUA